This is a messenger RNA of Westerdykella ornata, 1119 nucleotides long. RefSeq lists its product as uncharacterized. NCBI's taxonomy places the organism in Eukaryota, Fungi, Ascomycota, Dothideomycetes, Pleosporales, Sporormiaceae. The transcript has a single exon. The record is from RefSeq and is a predicted model, not a curated record. Bases 172 to 780 code for a protein of 202 amino acids.
GGGGUUGCGGGUAGGCGGAUAGGCCGGAGUAAAGCGCCUGCUCCGGUGCAUGAGGAGGCGAAUAAUGGGAACCCUGGAAGUAUACAGGCGAUCCAAAGUGCGCACUCAGGGUCAAACAGCCCGUAGAGAAUACAAACAGUGAAAUGACGAUAAUGACGGUGAUGAUAAAUCAUGGCAUCGACACAAACGUGCGUGCCAGACCGGAGAACUUGCUGUUCUGCCCAAGUUAGUUGCCAACAACAAAACACAGCCUCUCAGCUGGACCGCGCAGCUGUCCAGACCCGUUGGCUCCUUCACUUUCACCACGGAUCACGUGGCGGUGUAGCCGGACUUGGCGCCCGAGUUAGCAGGUUGGCGAUGAAAGGCCUCUCUCACUGCUGCUCUCAACUCUGCCACUCCUCCUGUCCACCUUCACGUCUCGCACCCCUAUCCACCAUCGAGUGGCAUUCCCAGAGGCUUAUUCCGCUGUUACCCCUGCGUGCAGCUGCCUCCCCACGCUUUAUUCCCCUCCACCGCCCGCAAACACGUCGUUGCACACGCAGCAGCCGCCGUCGCCGGUUGUCGUUGGGCUUCGUCCGCCAUUCACGCACGCCCUGUAAGUCAACUAGCCCCGGAUUUUGCGUGCCUCCCGCCACCACCUCACCCACUGCUCCAUCACUGCCUCGCUUCUACUUAAGGACCAAGAAGAACACCACUCUUUGCCUCCUUUUCCUCCUCUCCUCUCUCGAUUCUACUCUCUCUUCGCUCCCCUGUCCGCUACUCGCUAGCGCAGCCGGCUGACACACCGCCUCGUUGGCAAAGUCCCCGCCUCGUCACUGACCGGCAUUUCCCAGCCUGAACACCACCGCAUAACCUCCCGACCGACGACUCCUCUACAACUCCGACAGGAACGACGACAGGCCAACCUCCUCAAGGUUGAACCUCAGCAAACAUGACCACAAUGGUAUGCGGUUCCCACACUCAGCUGUCGUGGCACUGCGUCGAACGCGAUGCAAUUUGAGCAGGGCUGACUCUCUCUUAGGAUCUCCGUGUCGGCAACAAAUACCGUAUUGGAAGAAAGAUUGGUAGUGGCAGUUUCGGUGAUAUCUACCUUGGUGCGUAUUCCCGAAAUGCUUGUCA